Molecule: messenger RNA, 3795 nt
Organism: Nerophis lumbriciformis (worm pipefish)
Lineage: Eukaryota; Metazoa; Chordata; Actinopteri; Syngnathiformes; Syngnathidae
Gene: sh2b1
Product: SH2B adaptor protein 1
Biological process (GO): intracellular signal transduction
Cellular component (GO): plasma membrane
Molecular function (GO): transmembrane receptor protein tyrosine kinase adaptor activity
Source: RefSeq, a predicted model, not a curated record
UGAAGAUGUCUCUCGCGCACCGAUGUCGCGUUCUCGCCAAGUCUCGCGAGAGGAGCACAGGACGGCUCAUCGCUGCAAUCUUCUUGUUGAGCAACAAUAACAAGCGUCAAAGGACGUGAUUGUGCGGUUAUGUUCACCGGACGCCGGUCGUCCUCUGGGUCGGGCCCAGUCGAACACAUAGAUGCCAACACCUGGCUGUGAUGUACAGGAUGUGGCGCCGCUCCUCUGGAUGUUUGACGUUUGUGACCGAGAGGAAGACUUCACACAUCUUGCCUCGUCGCCACUUGACCGCCGCUUUUGCAUCUGGUAUGAGGAAACAUGGACGCCGCCAGGAUCAUGUAGCAUAACUCUCUGGGCUCUCAUAAUGCAUUGUGCUGCCAAGACAGGUUCUUAGUUUGCACUUUUAGUGUAAGCAAACAGACCGAUGUGUGGCGUCUUCGCCCGCUCGACUCGCUUCCUCCAGCUGUGCAUCUUGUGUUCAGACUGAUCUGAUUGGCCGCCGUCGGCGAGAGAAUGAACGGCUCUCUUUUGACCCCGCCCAGCCCGCGGGCCACAAGUUCCUCCCCCUUACCCCCUUCACCGUCCCCCUCGCCGUCCCCGCCUUCCCCGCCGUCCCCCUCCCUCCUGCCGCUGUGCCCGCGACCUCCUCCCCUCCCCCCUCUGGUGUGCCCCCCGCCCCAGUCCCACCCCUUGUCGCUGUCAGACACGCCCACGCCGUCGCCCUCGCCCUGCCUCAGCUGGACUGAAUUCUGUGAGCUUCACGCCCGUGUGGCUGCCGGAGACUUUGCACGCCACUUUCGGGCGUUCCUCCUGGAGAACCCACACUACACCCCCGACUCGGCCGCCGCUUUCUGCCGCCGCUUCACGGACCGCUUCGUUCGCCACUUCCAGAGCGAGCUGGAGGGGGCACUUCCGCCCAGCUGUGCUUCUGGAAGGGAUGAUAUGGUGAGCUGGGCUCCCCAGUCGGACGCCACCUCCCUGGAAGAGGAAGCCACGUCCCCGCUGUCGGCGUCCGGGGCAGCCGUCCCGUCCUCUACUGUGACACGGCCCGCCUCCAAAGCUGCGCCGACACGCCUCGUGUUGGACGGCCGCGGCAGUGACAGAUUUCAAGACUCUUACGCCCAUGGCCAGCUCCUGCCGCCGUCCUCAUCGUCGUCCUGCUGCUCCUCUGUUGGAGGAAACAACGGCAGGCGGGACGACAAAGGCGCCGCUGUGACUUCCGGCAACGGCGAAGCGCCCGUGGAAGAAGAGGAGGACAGCUGGCUCGGGGCGGCGUCCGUAGGGGAAGACAUGGAGCCGGAAGAGCAGGACGCUGAGGCCGUGGAGACGGACGGCUCCCCCUGUGCGCCCCACACACCUCCCUCCUCCUCCUCGGUCACACCCCCGCCCAGCGCCGCCUCCAAAAACAAAGUGAAGAAACGCUUCUCUCUGCGCAGCGUGGGACGCAGCGUGCGCGGGAGCGUGCGCGGCAUCCUGCAGUGGCGCAGUGCGUCCAGCGACUCGGCGCCGAGCCCGCUGCCUGCCAGCUACAGCUACACUGUGGGCGUGCAAGAUGCCGCAUUCUCCAGGAACGCCGCAACCCAGCCUCCCACGCCCACCUCCUCCAUGCCCGUGUCUCUUUCCAUGCCCCUCGCCCUACCCCACUCUUCCUCCCUCCCCCCCUCAUCCUCCAGCAGCGCCACCUCUCUGUCUCUCUCGGACCGGCGGCGGAGCAACGGCGAGGGCGGAGAAAAGGACAAGUGGAGCCUGCGUCUGGAAAAACUGCGGCUGACGCGAUCCCCGCCUCCCGUCCUCACCGCAAGCACCGCCUCCUCCGUGCUGCCUGCCGGCAGCGGCGCUGGCUUGGUCCCGUCAAGGAAGGCGGGCCGUCUGGUACGGGAAGGCGCCGUGAGCGUCAGUUCGACCAACGACGAGCUUAGCGGAGGUCACGGUUUUUCGGGCUUCUCCUUCGCACUUCUUCAUCACGGCGCCGACAACAACGCCACCCAGGUGGCUACAGCGCCGCCUCUGGCGAGUGGCGGGAACGUGCCCUGGAAGGGCGGUCGCUGGCAUAAGUGUCGUCUUGUCCUCCGAGAGAGGGAACGAGAAGGCGGUGACCGCGGCGAUGACUUCUACCUGGAAUUCUUCAUUCCACCAAAGUCGUCCAAAGCGCGGCUGACGAUCCCGUGCGCCUCCAUUGUGGACGUGAGGAGCACGACGGCGCAGGAGCUUCCCGACAAAGAGAACACCUUUCUGCUACAGUUGGAAGGCUCCACCCAGUACGUGAUGGAGACACGAGACGCCGUCCAGAUGAGAGCGUGGCUCAGCGACAUCCACAAAGGCAUCUGUCUCAGUGGACAGGAGGAUCCAGAAGGUGGCACUGCGUUGGAAGGGAGCGCCAUGCCGGAGAUUGUGGAGCGUCUGUCACAAGUCUGUUAUGGCGGCCUGGGAGGCUCCUCCCCUCUGAUGGACGGUCUUCCGCCCGAGUUGCCGCCCCGCGCCCCUCUGGACGAGCCUGACGGGCGCGUUCCUGGAGGAGGUGGGGCUAGCCUGGGUACGCCGUUUGCCGAGACCCCAGACGCUACAGGCUCCUUUUUGUUCUCAGAGGUGACGUCCGCCGAGGCGCUGGAGCACCCGCUCAGCGAGUGUCAGUGGUUCCACGGCACCUUGUCUCGCCUCAAAGCGGCCCAGUUGGUUCUGGCGGGCGGUCCGGCCAGCCACGGCGUCUUCCUGGUUCGCCAGAGCGAGACGCGGCGCGGGGAAUACGUCCUCACCUUUAACUUCCAGGGCAAGGCUAAGCACCUGCGCCUGUCGCUAAACGAGAACGGCCACUGUCGAGUGCAGCACCUGUGGUUCCAGUCCAUCUUCGACAUGCUGGAGCACUUCCGGGUGCAUCCCAUCCCUCUGGAGUCCGGCGGCGCUUCCGACGUGACGCUCAUGAGCUUCGUGGGCGCGGCGGCCGUUCGCCAGCCGGACUUGACCAGCAGACCCCGUAGUCCUCCUCAGCCGCCCCCGCUGCCGCCGGGACGCCCGCCGCCGCCAACUCCACCCCAAGAGAGAGGAAGCGAGGCGGAGCCGGAAGGGGCGGCGUCAGGCGGCGGAAGUGGAGGCGCGGCGGAGGACUGGGAGGACCGGGACGCUCCUCUCCGCCAACUGGAAGCUGCGGAAGGGGAAGAGCUGGAGGCAGCGAGGGCGCCACGAGCCGUCGAUAACCAGUACUCCUUCUUUUGAGGAGCGUUUGUUUUGGUCGCCAGGUGAGCAGCAGGUGGCGCCACUAACACUAAAGGGGCGAAACAAGAUGGGACGCCCGCUGAGAGCGUCUCCACAACACUAACGAGCACGACGAGUCCACCAGCUUAGCUUCCUUACCUCGCUGGAGUCCGACCACGCUGUGAUGUCACAAAAGUGGAGGUGCUGCGAUGUCACGACUCCGCCCCCUCGCUCUCCACAUGAAGAAGACCUCGUCAAGAAUAGUAUUCAUUUUGUUUAUUCACAUGUCUUUGUGCCUUUUUGUUUGGGGAUCAAAGGAUGGAGAAAAAAAAGAAAAAAAGAUUGGUUAUCUUCUGCGGGCGGUCUCUCUGCCGCACUGUUGUGACAAAACGAGAGCUGAGCCAGAAGGCAAAGCUCUCGGUCUACCGAGCUAUCUACAUUCCUACACUCACCUAUGGUCAUGAAGUGUGGGUCAUGACCGAAAGAAUAAGAUCGCGGAUACAAGCGGCCGAAAUGAGUUUCCUCAGAAGGGUGGCUGGCAUCUCCCUUACAGGUAAAAGCCAGUAAAUUAGAAUAUUUUGAAAAACUUGAUUUAUUUCAGUAAUU